UAAAAUUUUAAUUAAAGUUUACAAUAAAGAUACCAUCCUAUGUAUACAACUAAAACAUGCGAUUGUGAUAAUGAAUCGAUAUACACUUAAAUUUUCAUACAAAAUUAAGUAUGAAUACAAAGUUAUAAUUAUGUCGAAUACAUAUAUAAGUUAUGUGCAAGCUUAAAAGUAGUAUUCUGAAUCUGAGUUUCAUCGUGAACAGAGUCCAACAAUUAUUACUUUUAAAAAAACAUAAAUCGAAAUUAAUCAUGCAAUGUGAGCCAAAGUUAGACACAACAGUGUGGGAUCCUCUUCAAAUAUUUAAUUAUCACAUGCAUCAUAAGUAUGCUGUUGUUAUAUUAAACAGUCCACUUUAUUGGAAAGAUGACAUUUUACUUCAAAUUUGGAAAAAAGCUCAGGUUAAUGUUACUGUUGAUGGUGGAACGUACAAGUGGCUGCGUUACUUAGAAGAGCAAGGUAUUGAUUUAUUAAAUGAAAAUCAUACUGAAUAUGUACCAAAUUUAAUUACUGGUGAUAUGGAUAGUUGCUCUCCUUUAAUUCUUGAAAAGCUAAGAAGUAUGGGUGCAAUGAUUAUUAAAACACCUGAUCAAGAUCAUACAGAUUAUACGAAAGCUUUGUUUGAAUUGGUAAAAUAUGUUAAAAAAAAGAAUGUAAAGUUAAAUAGAAUAUACGUGUUUGCAGAUACUUCAGGGAGAUUUGAUCAUAUUAUGGGAAAUAUUAAUACGCUUUAUAAAAGUGAUAAGAUUAUUGAACCACAAUUACAAGUGAUUCAACUUGCAAGCAAUUCAUUGACAUGGAUUUUAAGACCAGGUCUUCAUAGUAUAAUUAUCCCUAAGAUUUUGGUACAAAACAAUAGCUGGUGCGGGCUACUACCAAUUGGGGCACCUGUUAACUGUAUAGUAACAACUGGUUUAAAAUGGAAUUUGAACAAGGCAACAUUACAAUUUGGUAGUCUGGUAAGUUCUUCAAAUACAUAUGAUAAUUGCUCUGAAGUAACUAUAAAUACAGAUUCACCAGUGAUAUGGACUAUGGGUAUAGAACCGCUUCAAAAAAAUAUAAAUAACUAUAUAUCAUCAAAUGCUUAUUGAUGAAAUUUUGAUUUACUUAAAUGAUUUUCAAUAUCUUAGCUACAAAUUGUUUGUAUAAUAGAAAAGAAAAUAUUUUGAUAUUCUAUACAACAUUCUACAUUUUAAAGCAUUAUAGAAAGUAUUACAUUAUAGAAUUAAUAUUAAUUUACUGUAACUUGGAUAUGAUCAAAAAUUAUGUAUG
Molecule: messenger RNA, 1269 nt
Organism: Heterotrigona itama
Lineage: Eukaryota; Metazoa; Arthropoda; Insecta; Hymenoptera; Apidae
Source: the annotation of a GenBank genome assembly